Molecule: messenger RNA, 1391 nt
Organism: Quercus robur (English oak)
Lineage: Eukaryota; Viridiplantae; Streptophyta; Magnoliopsida; Fagales; Fagaceae
Exons: 2
Coding region: 72-1097 (341 amino acids)
Source: RefSeq, a predicted model, not a curated record
ACAAAACGAAAUAUCAAACAGACCUCCGAGUUUGUGCUCAAAUCACAGUUCAGAGAGAGAGAGAGAGAGGCAUGGCUCUCACAUCAUCGACGACACCGAAGGGCAUAGUGAUAACAGUACCAGUUCUAGUACUUGGAGCCUCGGUUGCCGCUAUUUUCUUGGUCUUCCUUUUGUCUUCUCUUUCCUCAUGCUCUUGUCCCUCUAAUAUUAAUAUCAACACUUCUCCCGUGUCCGGUUCCACCGCCGAACCCCGUGUCCCCGUGUCCAUCGCUGACGAUGAUGCUGGUGGUGGUGCUGGCCGUGUCGCCGUGUCCACGACCAAAGAGGAUGUGGAGUGGGUGAAGAAUCAGAUCCGAUUGAACGGCCUUCAUAUGCAGGAUAAUGUGCUCCGCAAAGGAAUUAACCCCCGCACCAGAGCCCAGCAGCUCCAAGAUCUCGAACAAUUCAAAGGCAUAUCACAUUAUGAAGAACCUGAGGCAAAAAACCACACAGCCUUCCCAUGUCCGGGUGAGCUUCUUGUUGAGGAGCAUCACAGCAACUAUGGAGAGCCCUGGGCAGGUGGGCGAGAUGUGUUUGAGUUCCUUGCUGAAUCCAGCCACCUCACGCCUGACUCACGUGUCCUUGAGAUUGGCUGUGGCACCCUCCGAGUUGGCUUGCAUUUCAUUCGCUAUCUCAAUCCUGAGCACUUCCAUUGUCUUGAAAGAGAUGAGCUCUCUCUGAUGGCUGCAUUUCGAUAUGAGCUUCCUUCCCAAGGGCUCCUAUACAAGCGCCCUCUGAUUGUGAAAGGUGAGGACAUGGAUUUCACCAUGUUUGGUUCAGGAGUUGUGUAUGAUUUGAUCUAUGCUAGUGCUGUCUUUCUUCAUAUGCCUGAUAAGCUUGUGUGGGUCGGACUGGAGAGGUUAGCAAGUAAAUUGAAACCUUAUGAUGGGCGAAUAUUUGUGUCACAUAACAUAAAGUUUUGUUCCCGGAUGGGAGGAGAGGAGUGUACAAAGCGGCUCACAAGUUUGGGACUUGAGUAUAUUGGAAAGCAUACACAUGAUAGCUUGCUUUUCAAUCACUAUGAGAUCUGGUUUGGGUUUAGGCGGUCAAAGGCAUAGUACUUUUUGGAUCUGAUUCUUUCUGUGGUUUAGUUCAUGAUUUGGAAGCAGGUAUCAGAGCCUUCAAUGAUCACAAAUUACUGCAACCAGAGAUAUCGAGUCUUCAACCUCCUGUUGAUAAAUUUGUGUGGAAGAGAUGGUCUCCAUUUGAAUGGAUCAUUAGCUUAAGUGCAAAAUUGAGCCUGUUUUGUAUUUUUGAGCAGCAAAGGGUUCAUUGUAACAUUGUAGGUAUACGGGAUUGUCACGUUAUGUAAUGGCUACUAGAGAUGUGUUAACUUAUUCUUUUCCUUCUAA